CGCACGGCACUGAAUAAGCAGAAGGGAGACAAAUAUGUACCACGCGCGUAUGUUUCGCAGAAAUAGACCCGUCUCUAUUGGAUCUACGGCAUCGACUAAAUUACUCUAAAUGGAGAACUUGAACGAUUCAUCCCUUGACGUGCAACCCCCUGCGAGAUCGGAAUUGGAACGUUUAUGAUGGAUUAUUUCGAAAGCACAUAGGAUAUGGACCAAUUUGUAGGGCCCCUUUGUAUAUCCGUUGGGAGGUAACCCAAUUUCUCCAAUAAUGAUGGCUAUGAGUGACUAUAUGCAAACUAAUAUUGAGUUCACGGUGGAUCGUACAGAUGUACAAUACGUAAGUCAUUUGUCACGUCAAGGAAAUAUUUAAAAUUAUAUGAUUUUUCGUUAUAUGAUAACGGGAUAAAAGGAAAUAAAAAAUAUGUUUGGGAAUAAAUUUUAUAUUUGGGGAUAAAUAUGGAAAAUUUUAAGAUUAAUUAUACUUUUUAUUCAAAAUUUAUGUUCUAUUCAUAAUUUAAUAAAUUAUAUAUAUAUAUUAAUUUGAAACACAUUGCUACAAUUCCAAACAUAUGUAAAAUGCAUUUAGAAAUAGAAAUGAUUUGCGAAAAUUGAGAGAUGUGUUAUAAUAGAUAACAUCGAUAUCCAUUUUAACAGACAUAUUUUUGAGAUGGAGUGGGAAAAUACAGCCUUUAAAUUAAGAACUGUUGCAGACCGAAUUAUUUCGAUUCUUCUUCGAGCCCAAGAAGUUUCACUUAUCUCUCUCAAAGUUCUUUUUUUUAUCGCGACAGUAUUUGAUUCGUAGUGAAAACAUGUUCAAUGAAAUUAUAACGAAAAUAUUCAUAUCAUCGAUGGUGUUUAACGUAAUUUACGCUUAUCAAAGAAAUCCAUGGUGGAACACUGAAAAUUCACAAAGACAGGGACCUAAUGUAUGUGCCGUAGAAGUGAAUGAAGAUAUAAAUUAUGCUUAUUAUACCGAGAAUAAACAAUGGUAUCCUCGAAAAAUUUGUGGAAAACCUACGUUUAUAAAAUACGAAUGUUGCACAGGAUAUUAUAAAGUCGCUGGUCAUCCUGGGUGCACAGGAGUAAAACCGCUGAUAAAUCUCAUAGAAACUACGCGUCGAGUAGGUUCAAUGAAAUUCGCAAAAUUGAUUGAAAGUUCAAACUUCGCAAAAGAAUUAAUGAAUGGUCCACCCUUAACAUUAUUCGUUCCAUCCGAUGACGCUCUUGAACACUACUUAAACGUAAAAGGUAUACAUCAAGAAUCGUUGCGCGAUGGCAAUAGAUAUAUAAAUUUGAUCGCAAAUCAUAUAAUAGAUAGACGUGUAUUGUCAAAUCAAUGGCAAGCAAAUCUUUUAAUUCCAUCACGAUUACAAGGGAAUGUUUUGAGAAUUAAUAAAUUUCCCAGUGGAAUGGAAACGGUAAAUUGUCACCGAAUUAUUCGCAAAGAUCAAAUUGCCAGUAAUGGAGUCGUACAUGUAAUCGAUGGUGUAUUGGAUCUUGCUUUGUCUGAAAAUUCAGAUAUCAUUGAACUUGUUUCGAGGGACGGUAGAUUUGAAAUAUUUAUGAAAGCGUUAGAAAGCACAGAUUUAGGAAAAAGGAUUCGAUACAGCAAUAUACCAUGCACUAUUUUCGCACCUACUGAUGAAGCUUUCCAUCACAUUCCGAGGAAACAAUUGACCGAUAUAUUAGAAAAUCCGAUCGCAUUAAAUGCAUUAAUUGCCCAACAUAUUGUAACACACCCUGUGUGCAUGCCAAACAUAAUUUCGGAAUAUCACGCAAGCACGAUGGAACAACAGGAAUUAAAAUUAAAUUGCGGCCCACAUGGACCUAUUGUAAAUAACGCAAACAUAAAAAAUGAAAUGUACCAUGGAAAAAAUGGAUUACUAUACGUUCUUGAUCGCGUAUUACUUCCAGAUCGAGCUAAAACAAUUUUGGAUGUGAUUAAGGAAGAAAGAUUACUGACAUUUUUAGAAAUAAUUAAAACAGCUGAACUGGAAGAAAAUUUAAGACAUUUGAAAUAUUUCACAAUAUUUGCACCUUCUGAAACAGCAAUGCAUUCCCUAUCUAAUCAAAAACUUAUAGAAUUGCAAAGAAAUCAAAAGAGCGCUCGAAAUUUUAUUCUUAAUCAUAUCGUUACGGGAAUAUACUUCACUAAUGAAAUUAGUAGCAAUCAAAUUGUUAGAACACUUGAAAUGGGAGUUCCAUUACGCUUUCAAGUUUAUCGUUAUAAUUUUGGAAUAGAAAAUGCAUUAAUUAUAAAAGCUAAUCGAGAAUGUAAUAAUGGUGUUCUACAUGUUAUCAGUCACAUCUUACAUCCUGCAGAAGAAUCUUUAGAUUAUAUUUUAAAAAAAGAAGGCAAUUUCAGUAUUUGGUUAGAUGCAAUGGAAAGAAUCAAAAGUAUUCAACCGCAAAUAUAUGAUCAAUUCAAACGGGCAAAUUCUACAUGCACAUAUUUUGUUCCUUCGGAUGAAGCAUUCAAACAGCUCGGGAGUGUUAAACUUCAAAAAUUAUUAGAUGACAGAAAUUAUUUAACAAAAACAUUACAAAAUCAUAUUGUGGAUAAUAUGUUACUUGCUGAAAGUUUUAUGCCAGAUUUACAAUAUACUGUAAGAACUAAAGGAAACCCGAUAAAUAUUAUAAGAAAAAAUAACAAAAUUUUGGUAAAUGAUGCUACUCUUGUAAAAAGUGAUAUUUUAAACAAAGCUGGAAUUGCACAUGAAAUAAAUUCUGUAUUACUACCGGAUCAGUGCCCACGUGGUUAUAAAAGAAUAUAUGAUGGAAUUGUAAAAAAAAUGUGUCUUUAAAGCAAGUAAUUAGACACAUUUAUAUUUUGCAUUAUUUAUAACAAUAUAUAUAUAUAUGUAUGAAAAAUGAAAAAUUAAAAAAAAAAAGCCAUAUAUAUAUUUAUGUAUGUUACGUAAUAAAUAUAAAUUAUAUAUAUAUAUAAUUAUAUAAAUAUAAAUAUCUCUAAUAUUAAUAACAAUAUAGAUUUAUUGUAAUUAAAAAAAUAAAACACAUUUAUUCAUUAA
Messenger RNA from Apis cerana (Asiatic honeybee), 3026 nucleotides. Its product is annotated as transforming growth factor-beta-induced protein ig-h3. Gene Ontology annotation, cellular component: extracellular matrix. Gene Ontology annotation, biological process: extracellular matrix organization; cell adhesion. Gene Ontology annotation, molecular function: cell adhesion molecule binding. The record is from RefSeq and is a predicted model, not a curated record. NCBI's taxonomy places the organism in Eukaryota, Metazoa, Arthropoda, Insecta, Hymenoptera, Apidae.